AUAUAACAGAAACACAGCAGCACGCUAGACACAUUUUUCUAAUAUACGUUGGCUUUCACCGAUCCGCUGGAGAUAAAUGUCCGAUACUAGGGACAGCUUGUAGGGAGGACCUUAAAGAUCAGGGGAAUUCGAUCCUAUCGGGAAUAAAUUGAUUAAUGGGAUAUAACUCCAACAUAUCGCCAAUGGGUUUCAAGGAUCAACACCCUCAACGAACAAAGCAUUAAUACACAACAACUACGAGCACCAAACAAAUGUAUACAUCUUCUGAAGAAAAUAAAAUAGACGCUCCAAAAGUGCAGUUACUUGAUUAACUUUGACUAGGGUGCUCCAAAUGAGAGUAGAGGGAAUUGGAGUAUUAUUUACCGCCAAAUCAUAACAUUUUCAACAAUCAAGCUACACUAAAUCGUUGUUUCACCUGAAGGAAAAGGUUCUAAGUAAAUAGACAGUACACGAUAAGAACAUCCAUCAAGAAAAUAUUGGCACGCUCAAUUAGACUUAGGGCUCAUCUAUAACUGAGGAGACGUAUGGAGAGAGGAAGCAAUCAGAAAGAAAACAUUAAACUUCUAGCCUGGCAUUCAUUCGAUGUCAAAGUGGAAAUCCUGAUUGGUUGUAGCAAUCAAUAGAUUGGAUCAUGAAAUGUAAUACCUGGGCUACUGAUCGUGUCAUUACGUACUUCACAGAUCAGCAAUAGAUCGGCAAGGGAUAAGUCAAAAGACUACCGACAGAGGAGUUGCUACAUCUGAGUUAGUUAGUAAGAGAUCGUAAGCCUGAAUGCAAUCAUCGCAUUAUUAGCCGCAUAAGGAAGAUCGAUUGAAACAAGGUGGCGAACCUAAUUAAAGCACAGUGACAAGACUGCAGCCCGGAGUGCAUCCAGAAUCAAAAGUUGAGAAUAUCAAAAUGACAAAUGAUCUCAAAUCAAGGAAGGGAAUCGAAGGCUUAAUUCAUGGAUUUAUAAAGUGUUUAUAAGACGCUUAGCGUGGUGAAGUAGUAAUAAGGUGACCCAUCAAUCAUUCUACUGGAUAUUGUAAUGUCAAAUUAAGCAGCAUUUUGAAAUAUAGCAAUUUAACAGCAAUUUAUUUGACAUAUCUAAUUCCCUAAUUAUAGGUUUGAAUGCAAUACUCGCUUAGCGCUAAAUCCAUAGAGAGAUGGCCAAGACAAUACUGAUUGCAAAUCAAAGAAUUCUUAGAUAACUAGAACAGAAACAUUAGAACAUAAAAGUGAAAGAAAUUGAAGUGAAAGAAAUUAUAACAAUUCAUAUUGAUCGGACUGAGAAUCUAAUAUCACCUAGAUGACCUAUAUCGCUGAUACAUUAAUUUGAAUAAUCCUGCGGGGAAUAUGCGAUAAAACUACGAACAAACAGUUUUAGGCAUUUAGGGAUGCAUGGGGCGUUUACAUAUCACUUUGAGCACAUCAGAGUAAUAACGCUCGGAGUGUUACAUGACUGUUUAGAGUUCCUAGGGAAUACGUCGACCCAAGAGGGAUCGUUUUAAAACCUCCAGUAAUUAGUUGCAUGACAGUUGUGUUUAGAGGAGUAAAUAUGUUGAUAAAUGUCUUUAAGACUGAUUCAAUUAUUGACAAUUUCGAGUUGUCUCGAUAUCGGUUUUGUUAGUUGACGCAAGACAAGACACGAAGUGGCUGUCAGAUGUAAAUGGCUUUAAUGGACUUACCAUUGUAUAAAACCGAACAAAAUUAGGCUCGAUAUCAUACCAGGAGAAUAUAUCAGAUUUAUUAUUGACAACUCUACAAUUUGAUUUACCGAACAAUCAAGAUGGCCACGGAUGCAUUACCAGAGGAGACUGUUAACCUAGCGGCCACGUCCCGAAUGAUAGGGGUUAAUUACACUAAUGGUACAAUAUUAGAUGACGGCCCCGGGCCCUCGAGACUUGCUACAGCUGUGGGAGCAGUAAUCAUACUGAUCUUUCUAGUUGAGGGCAUUCUAGGCAACCUAUGGAUUAUGUUUGUGAUAUUACGCAAGAAAGAAAUGAGAAACGUUAUUAAUAUAUUUAUUGUCAGCUUAUGCGUGAAUGACUUGAUGAACCUUUGCGUAAACCAGAUUCUGUUUUUGUCAUCCUAUAUUGCUCUGGAAUGGGUGACUGGCAUGGCGGUGUGUGGUGUUGUACCAGAACUAAGCGUCGUCUUCACAGGUACUUCGCUAUGGCAUAGUGCGUUGAUCGCCAUACAUAGGUACAUCGUUGUUAUACACAAUGACGUCUAUAACAGAAUGCAUAUAAAACUUUAUGUUGGAUUUGUGCUUGUCAUAACGAGAGUUCUACCAUUUGCAUUUAACAUUCCAGCAAUUAUUACACCAAUGGCUGGAUACUCACCAAAACUUUUACGCUGUAUACUUCUACCGCAGUACGCCACGAGAACAAUGGCUAUGAUGGUGUGCUUGUUUAUUGUUCCAUGUCUAAUAGUAAUCUGUUGCUUCCUUGCCAUAUUUAUAUACGUCCAUCGCUCAACAUUACGCAUUCAAAAUGCAGGUUUCCGCCGUGAGAUUCAAAUCACUAAGAUGUUUGGUUGUGUCUUCUUUACCAUCCUUAUUGGAUAUCUCCCAUAUGCGUUUAUCCGUACUGGCGACCGGAACAACCAAUUGAGCCCGGAUGUUUAUGUGAUUGUAUCGACAUUGUAUUCCGUGGCAACAUGCCUCAGUCCGCUGAUCUACGGCGCUAUGAACCAGCAGAUUCGACAGGCGUGUCAGGAUUGCUCGACCUGUUCAAAUUACGAUAAAAAACGACGACAUUCUGAUCGCUAUUUAGGAGAACAGACAGUAAGACUUACGAAUGGCACCAAAGCUAGUAUUGGGGAUAAGUCAAGUUCAACAGACCACGCCGAUCAACUUAAGGUCAAUUGCUCAGAUCGUGAAAUGACAUCGUCAUAUGCUGACGAGAAUUGCCUGGUACAUUCAAACAAAUCAAAUGGAAAGGGUCCAACCUUCGUGUAGACAUGAGCAAGCUAUUAACUUUAAAUUUAUUAACAACAAUUGAGGGCCCAUUACCGGAAACUUCAACAAACAGACAAAGUUAAGAAUACCAACUUACAUUUUUCUGUUACUAUGACAACAUUAUAUCCAUGGUAACAACUAAUUGAGGAUUUCUUAACUUAAUGGAGUUUAUAUUUAUGACCCUUUGCAUUGAUAAAAUCUGAUAAAAUCUGAAAAUGCAUGAUCUGUGCUAUACAACACAUUGUCACUUAUCCGAGACAACUUGCGCUCUCAUUCCAGAAACAUUAGGUUUGACCGACAAUGUGGUAUCGUUGAACAAAUAGCAUCUAAUCAGAUAGCAUCUUAUACAUUUAAAUUACGAAAUAAUUAGAACGUUCAGAUGACGAUAUCUUGCAGAAAUACAUAUGGCCGGCGGGGCCUUGUGCCAAAUGAGAUAAAUUAUAUUUUACCAAUUGUUUAUAAUUAAUUGUUUUCGUGUCUAAUACGAUUGUGUUGCUUUGUUCAGUAUAAUCAAAUUACAAUUGGAAGCGAUGUUGCAAAAAUAUGAAUAGUUUACUAUAAAUACUGACUACUUCAACCGAAAUGAUUCAACAAAUGUUUUCCAUGUGCUAACGAGCUUUUUGAAAGAGUUCGUAUAUUUGUUUUUUGGAUGUGUCGUGGUAAUUAUGAGCUUUGGUUAACAUGAUUAACGUCUAAGUGAUGUAUAAAAGAACGCAAUUUACAGCUUAUGUCAACACAGAGAUGAUAUAUACAAUAUGUAUUAUAUGUUCAUAAAAUGGAAAUAUGUACAAUAAACUAUAUACGCUUAAAUUAA
Molecule: messenger RNA, 3755 nt
Organism: Owenia fusiformis
Lineage: Eukaryota; Metazoa; Annelida; Polychaeta; Sabellida; Oweniidae
Source: the annotation of a GenBank genome assembly